Molecule: messenger RNA, 4857 nt
Organism: Trifolium pratense (red clover)
Lineage: Eukaryota; Viridiplantae; Streptophyta; Magnoliopsida; Fabales; Fabaceae
Product: paired amphipathic helix protein Sin3-like 2
Exons: 23
Coding region: 441-4544 (1367 amino acids)
Biological process (GO): negative regulation of transcription by RNA polymerase II
Cellular component (GO): chromatin; histone deacetylase complex
Molecular function (GO): transcription corepressor activity
Source: RefSeq, a predicted model, not a curated record
AUAACGCGAACACAAACACAAACACAAACACAUAUAUAAGCAAACUUUGUUCUCAUAAUAUAUUAAAUUCAUUCUUUUUUAUUUUUCCAUCUUUCUUAAUUUUUUCAAAUCUUCUUCAAACAAUUCAGUUCUUGUGAGUUUCAUAGUUGCGCACGUAUCACCGUUUCUCUCUUCCCUUUUUUUUUCUCUCACACCAAAACUCUCUUUCUCUCUCUUUCUUUUCACUGUUUGUUUGAUUUUAAUCUUAAUUUCUGGUUCAAUCUUAUUAACGUAAACAAACAACGUAAGAGAGAGACACAACAACAACAACAACGACACAAACACAAACCUUAAUCUAACUUGUUUUGUUUUUCUCUCCGAUCAAACCCUUCUUGAAGAUCUACUCAAGUUGUUUUUUCCCAGCAUAAUUUUCCUGGGAAAAUCUGGGGAAUUCAUAAAGGAUGAAGAGGGCAAGAGAUGAUAUUUACUCUUCUUCUCAAUUCAAACGUCCUUUUGGUUCUUCACGUGGUGAUUCCUAUGGCCAAGGCCCCGGAAAUGGAGGUGGUGGCGGAGGAGGUGGACUUGUUAUCGGUGGAGGAGGUGGGGGAGCAACCACUUCCCAAAAACUGACUACGAAUGAUGCUUUAUCAUAUUUGAAGGAAGUGAAAGAUAUGUUCCAAGAUCAAAAAGAAAAAUAUGACAUGUUCCUCGAGGUCAUGAAAGAUUUCAAGGCUCAAAAGACUGACACUCAUGGUGUCAUAGAAAGGGUCAAGGAACUAUUCAAAGGUCACAACCAUUUGAUUUUUGGAUUUAACACUUUCCUGCCAAAAGGAUAUGAGAUAACACUUGAUGAGGAAGAGGCUCCUCCUCCAAAAAAAACGGUUGAAUUUGAAGAAGCUAUUAGUUUUGUGAACAAGAUAAAGAAACGCUUCCAAAAUGACGAGCAUGUUUACAAAUCAUUCUUGGACAUUUUGAAUAUGUAUCGUAAAGAGCACAAGGAGAUUGGUGAAGUUUACAGUGAGGUUGCUACCCUUUUUAAGGAGCAUAGAGAUUUGCUCGAGGAGUUUACUAGAUUCUUACCAGAUAAUUCGGCAGCACCUUCCACACAGCAUGCUCCAUUUGGUCGAAAUUCAUUGCAGCGCUUCAAUGAGCGGAGUUCUAUGGCACCAAUGAUGCGGCAAAUGCAAGCAGAAAAGCAACGUUAUCGGCGAGAUCGAUUUCCUUCCCAUGAUCGUGAUCUGAGUGUUGAACGUCCUGAUCUGGAUGACGACAAGACAAUGAUGAACAUGCACAAGGAGCAAAGGAAACGUGAGAGCAGGGAUAGAAGGAUUCGAGAUCAUGAUGAUAGAGAACAUGAUCUUGAUAACUCGCAACGCUUUCCUGACAAAAAGAAAUCUGUUAAGAAGGCUGAAGCUUAUGGACUGUCUUCUGACUUUGCUUCUCAUGAUGAUAAAGAUGCAUUAAAGAUCAUGUAUAGUCAAGCAUUCAGUUUCUGUGAGAAAGUUAAGGAGAAGUUGAGCAGCGCUGAGGAAUACCAAACAUUCUUGAAGUGCCUUCAUAUUUUUAGCAACGGAAUAAUUAGAAGGAAUGAUUUAGAAAAUUUGGUGAGCGAUAUACUUGGAAAGUAUCCUGAUCUCAUGAGUGAAUUCAAUGAUUUCUUAGAGCGUUGUGAAAAUAUUGAUGGGUUUCUUGCUGGUGUCAUGAGUAAAACUACUGACGGUCAUUCAUCAAGAUCAACAAAGUUGGAGGACAAAGAACACAAGCGUGACAUGGACGGAGCUAAAGAGAAGGAGAGAUACAAGGAGAAAUACAUGGGAAAAUCCAUCCAAGAACUUGACCUUAGUGACUGCAAACGUUGUACUCCCAGCUACCGGCUUCUACCUGCUGAUUAUCCAAUUCCUACGGCUAGUCAGCGAUCUGACCUUGGUGCGCAAGUAUUGAAUGAUCAUUGGGUAUCUGUGACUUCAGGAAGUGAGGAUUACUCUUUCAAACAUAUGCGCCGAAAUCAAUAUGAAGAAAGCUUGUUCAGAUGUGAAGAUGACAGGUUUGAGUUGGACAUGUUAUUAGAAUCUGUGAGUUCCGCUGCUAAACGGGCUGAAGAGUUGUAUAACAGCAUUAUUGAAAAUAAGAUCAGUGUGGAGAGUCUGAGUCGUAUUGAAGAUCACUUCACUGUUCUAAAUCUAAGAUGCAUUGAACGCCUAUAUGGUGACCAUGGUCUUGAUGUCCUAGACAUACUGCGUAAGAACCCAACUCAUGCUCUGCCUGUAAUAUUGACUCGAUUGAAGCAGAAACAAGAGGAGUGGACUAGGUGCCGUUCAGAUUUCAAUAAAGUUUGGGCUGACAUUUAUUCCAAAAAUCACUACAAAUCACUUGAUCAUCGUAGCUUCUAUUUCAAGCAACAAGAUUCAAAGAACUUGAGCACAAAAUCUUUGGUGACUGAGAUUAAAGAAAUUAAAGAGAAGCAGCAAAAAGAGGAUGACAUCGUUCAGUCUAUUUCUGCUGGAGCUAAACAUCCCCUCAUUCCACAUCUGGAAUUUGACUUUUCGGAUGCUGAAAUUCACGAGGACCUGUAUAAACUUGUUCGUUAUUCAUGCGAGGAGGUAUUCUCAAGUAAAGAGUUAUUCAAUAAAAUUAUGAGGCUCUGGAGUACCUUCUUGGAACCAAUGCUUGGUGUUACUUCCCAAUCGCACGGGACAGAAAGGAUAGAGGACAGGAAAGUAGGACAAAACGCUCGGAGUUCUGUUGCACCUAAUGUAGAAGGUGAUGGAAGCCCUCACAGAGACUCCAUUUCAAGGUUAGCAAAAUCUGACAAGAAUGAAGUUGAUGGUAGAGUGACUGAAGUGAAAAAUGGUCACCAGACUAGUGUAGCGGCCAAUGGUAAAGAAAAUGGUUCUGUUGGUAGAGAUGAUAUUUUAAUUGAUAAUAAAGGGCAGAAAAGUGUUGAAUGCAGUGAUAAAGGCCCUGGAUUUGGUAAACAGUUUUCAUCUGAUGAUCAAGCAGGUAGAAACUCUGCAUCUGUCACAAUUAGAGGCGAGAGCAGUGUGAACAGAACCAACUUAGAUACGUCUCCAGGACGCGUACUUACUCCAUCCCGACCUACUGAUGCUGAUGUCUCUGUAACCAUAGCCAAGUCUCCAAGUUCUAAUGUACCUUUGGUGGAGGGAUGUGACAUUGCCGCUCCAGUACCACCAGUUGCCAAUGGCAUGUUAGUUGAGAGCAGUAAAGUUAAAAGCCAUGAAGAAUCUUCUGUGCCUUGCAAAGUUGAAAAAGAAGAGGGUGAGUUAUCCCCAAAUGCCGACUCUGACGAGGAUAACUUUGUUGCUUAUGAAGAUUCAAACGUGCAGUCAAAGCACAAUGUUGAUAGCAGCAAAUAUGAGUCUAAAAAUGGAGAGGCUGGAGGUGAAAAUGAUGCAGAUGCUGAUGAUGAAGACAGCGAAAAUGUUUCUGAAGCUGGUGAAGAUGUGUCAGGAAGUGAGUCUGCUGAUGAUGAAGGCUUUCGGGGAGAUCAUGAGGAGGAAGAUAUAGAACAUGAUGAUGUUGAUGGUAAGGCUGAGAGCGAAGGUGAAGCUGAGGGGACGUCUGACACACAAACCAGAGGAGAUGGUUCACCAUUAACAUUAUCAGAGAGGUUCCUUUCGACUGUGAAACCUCUCACAAAGCAUGUAUCAGCAGUUUCAUUCGUUGAAGACAUGAAGGAUUCAAGGGUGUUUUACGGAAAUGAUGAUUUCUAUGCACUUUUUAGGCUUCAUCAAAUUCUUUACGAAAGGAUCUUAUCUGCAAAAGAAAAUUCAACGAGCGCCGAAAUGAAAUGGAAAGCAAAAGAUGCUAGUUCCACAGAUCCAUAUACAAGGUUUAUGGAUGCAUUAUAUAAUUUGCUCGAUGGAUCCGCUGAAAAUGCUAAGUUUGAAGAUGAAUGUCGAGCAAUUCUUGGGAACCAAUCUUAUGUGUUAUUCACAUUGGACAAGUUAAUAUAUAAAUUAAUCAGACAGCUUCAAACCGUUGCAACUGAUGAGGAAGACAAUAAGCUUCUUCAGUUAUACGAGUACGAAAAGUCUCGGAAACCUGGGAAAUUAAAUGAUUCAGUAUAUCAUUCAAAUGCACAUGUCGUCCUUAAUGAGGAGAACGUAUAUCGUUUUCAAUCUUCAUCUAGCCCUUCUCGGCUCUCCAUUCAGCUCAUGGACAAUAUGAAUGAAAAACCCGAGUUUUCUGCUGUUUCUGUUGAUCCAAAUUUUUCUUUUUAUCUGCACAAUGAUUUUCUUUCUGUCCUUCCUGCCAAAAAGGAACCUCAUGGCAUUUUACUAGAAAGAAACAAACCGAAAUACGGGGACUUAGAUGAGCUUUCUGCAAUUUGUGCUGUAAUGGAAGAUGUCAAAAUAAUUAAUGGAUUGGAAUGCAAGAUAUCUUGUAACUCAUCCAAGAUUUCUUAUGUUCUUGACACACAAGAUUUUUUCUUCCGUCCAAGAAGAAAAAGACGAAUAUCUUCAUCAUCAUCAAGUACAUCAUCUUCUCGGUCUCGCAAGGAAAGAGAAGAAAGAUACCGCAAAUUGAUGGCGUCCUCCACCUAAACUGUAUAUUUAUGGUGAAGAAUUCACAUACAUACUUUUAUGUUCAUAUAAGAUAAGAAUCUUGAUGUUGCAACAACUUAGGAACAACAUUUUUAUUUUUAGUCAUAAUGUUACUUGAAUUUUCACAUGAAAAAGUGAAGGAGAGGAAUGUAUUCAUAGGAAUGUGUAAUCUAUAUACAUGUAUCCAUGAGUGUGUUGUCACUCCUUUGUAAAUAGUUUGCUUCGUUAUUUAUUUGUAGAAAUAUUGUACCAAAAAUUGAUAUUUUUCUUCAAUAGUUGUGACAAUGUUUUGAUGUUGCUUCAACCCUUCAAA